UUCCUGUGUGCCACCAUGACCGUGAUGGCUGGAGAGAACAUGGACGAGACUUCUGCGCUACCUGGCCACCCCCAGGAUAGCUACCAGCCCGCUGCCCACGACGACCACGAGUGCUGUGAGCGUGUGGUGAUAAACAUUGCGGGACUGCGCUUUGAGACGCAGCUGAAGACUUUAGCCCAGUUCCCCAACACGCUGCUGGGCAACCCCAAGAAGCGCAUGCGCUACUUUGACCCCUUGCGCAACGAGUACUUCUUCGACCGCAACCGGCCCAGCUUCGACGCCAUCCUCUACUACUACCAGUCCGGGGGGCGGCUGCGCCGGCCGGUCAACGUCCCCCUGGACAUGUUCUCUGAGGAGAUCAAAUUUUAUGAGCUGGGUGAGGAGGCCAUGGAGAAGUUCCGGGAAGAUGAAGGAUUCAUUAAAGAUGAGGAGAGACCCUUGCCGGAGGGGGAGUACCAACGCCAAGUGUGGCUCCUCUUUGAGUACCCAGAGAGCUCUGGGCCGGCAAGGGUUAUUGCCAUAGUCUCUGUCAUGGUGAUCCUCAUCUCCAUCGUCAUCUUCUGCCUAGAGACAUUACCUGAGCUGAAGGAGGACAAGGAGUACACAGUGCACCGCACUGACAACACCACCCAGGUCUACAAAUCCAACAUCUUCACAGAUCCCUUCUUUGUUGUGGAGACCCUAUGCAUCAUCUGGUUCUCCUUUGAGCUGGUGGUGCGCUUCUUUGCUUGCCCUAGCAAGACUGAUUUCUUCAAGAACAUAAUGAACUUCAUUGACAUUGUGGCCAUCAUCCCUUACUUCAUCACCCUGGGCACCGAGAUGGCCGAGCGGGAGGGGACUCAGAAAGGAGAGCAGGCCACCUCCUUGGCCAUCCUGAGAGUCAUCAGACUGGUAAGAGUCUUUCGAAUCUUCAAACUCUCCCGGCACUCUAAGGGCCUCCAGAUUUUGGGACAGACCCUCAAAGCGAGUAUGAGAGAGCUAGGUUUACUAAUCUUCUUCCUCUUCAUUGGGGUGAUUUUGUUCUCUAGUGCGGUAUAUUUUGCUGAGGCUGAAGAACCUGAGUCUCAUUUCACAAGUAUCCCUGAUGCUUUCUGGUGGGCGGUGGUAUCCAUGACCACUGUGGGCUAUGGUGACAUGUACCCUGUGACAAUUGGAGGCAAAAUCGUAGGCUCCUUGUGUGCCAUCGCUGGUGUGCUGACAAUUGCCCUGCCUGUACCUGUCAUCGUGUCCAACUUCAACUACUUCUACCACCGAGAAACAGAAGGGGAAGAACAGGCUCAGUUACUUCACGUUAGCUCCCCUAAUUUAGCAUCUGACAGUGAUCUCAGUCGCCGCAGCUCCUCCACAAUCAGCAAAUCUGAGUACAUGGAAAUCGAAGAGGAUAUGAAUAAUAGCAUAGACAAUUUUAGAGAGGCUAAUCUCAGAACUGGCAACUGCACUGUAGCCAACCAAAACUGCGUUAAUAAAAGCAAGCUGCUGACUGAUGUGUAAACAAAAACAAAACAAAAUCCCCACUCACAGCUUGAAGACUUUAGUGACACAGUCACACUUUGUAGAUGCUUUACUGAUAGUCUUUGAAUGCUUUAUU
Molecule: messenger RNA, 1588 nt
Organism: Cinclus cinclus
Lineage: Eukaryota; Metazoa; Chordata; Aves; Passeriformes; Cinclidae
Product: potassium voltage-gated channel subfamily A member 1
Exons: 1
Coding region: 16-1491 (491 amino acids)
Biological process (GO): potassium ion transmembrane transport; protein homooligomerization
Cellular component (GO): synapse; membrane; paranode region of axon
Molecular function (GO): protein binding; delayed rectifier potassium channel activity
Source: RefSeq, a predicted model, not a curated record